AUGUCGACUACUACUGCAACGCAGUCGCGGACUGCAGCGAAACAACAUGACCCGAAUGUCCUUUCGUCGGUCUCAAAAGCCCAGCACGCCGACUCGCGGCCAGAGCUACCAGAGGACAAAUUCUUCUGGACCUACACCGAAGAGCCCCAUAGAACGCGGCGACAGGCCAUCAUCAAGGCGCAUCGAGAGGUACUGCAACUUUGCGGCCCGGAACCACUCACAAAAUACCUGGUACUAGCAGUGGUCGUAUUGCAAGUGGGAUGUGCAUAUCUACUGAAAGAUACGCCAAUAAUGUCGUGGCCGUUUUGGGUCAUGGCGUACGUUGUGGGAGCUACAGCCAACCAGAAUCUCUUCCUUGCCAUUCACGAGAUUAGCCAUAACCUGGCCUUCAAGACUCCCGUCUACAAUCGACUCUUCGCCAUUGUGGCCAAUCUGCCAAUUGGAGUACCUUAUUCGGCUGGCUUCAGGCAAUAUCAUUUGACACACCACAAAUCCUUGGGCGUGGACGGUUUAGAUACGGAUCUGCCUACCGCCUUCGAAGCAGUAUUUCUUGACUCGGUUCUCGGUAAGGCCUUCUUCUGUACCUUUCAGCUCCUCUUCUACGCCAUUCGUCCCAUGUUCGUUUUCAAAGUUCCCUUCGGACCAGUCCACUACCUCAAUAUUGCGGGCCAAAUCCUUUUCGAUGCCUUGAUUGUACGAUUCCUCGGCUGGCAUUCCAUGACAUAUCUGUUGCUGAGCUCCUUCUUGGCUGGAUCGCUGCACCCUUGUGCUGCACAUUUCAUCUCCGAGCACUACGUCUUCCAACGAUCUCAGGUUAAGGGUGGCAAAAUGCCACGAGAUGUGCCAAUUCCCGAAACAUUCUCUUACUAUGGCUCAUUGAACCUCGUCACCUAUAAUGUCGGCUACCACAACGAGCAUCACGACUUUCCUGCGAUACCGUGGACUCGACUGCCGAAGUUAUACGAGAUUGCAAAGGAGUUCUAUAACCCUCUGCCGUACCACAAGAGUUGGCCUCGUGUGCUUUGGCAGUUCAUCGCAGACAAGGAGGUGGGUAUGUGGUGUCGGGUCAAGAGGGCUGAAGGUGGUAGAAUGGUUGGUACAUGGAAAGAGAACGAAAUCCAGAACUAG
Molecule: messenger RNA, 1128 nt
Organism: Cyphellophora europaea CBS 101466
Lineage: Eukaryota; Fungi; Ascomycota; Eurotiomycetes; Chaetothyriales; Cyphellophoraceae
Exons: 1
Coding region: 1-1128 (375 amino acids)
Biological process (GO): ceramide biosynthetic process
Cellular component (GO): membrane
Molecular function (GO): sphingolipid delta-4 desaturase activity
Source: RefSeq, a predicted model, not a curated record